This is a messenger RNA of Macadamia integrifolia, 2321 nucleotides long. RefSeq names its product protein RMD5 homolog. The transcript has a single exon. NCBI's taxonomy places the organism in Eukaryota, Viridiplantae, Streptophyta, Magnoliopsida, Proteales, Proteaceae. Gene Ontology annotation, cellular component: GID complex; nucleus; cytoplasm. The record is from RefSeq and is a predicted model, not a curated record. Gene Ontology annotation, biological process: proteasome-mediated ubiquitin-dependent protein catabolic process. Gene Ontology annotation, molecular function: ubiquitin protein ligase activity. Bases 974 to 2128 code for a protein of 384 amino acids.
UAGCUGUUGCAACUAUGGAUGCGGGAGAUAAUUGUCACUAAUUGUAUUCCCCUAUCCUUUGGCAGUUCAUAGAGAUUUGCUGGGCUUUUUAGAUGUGUGCUAUAGAGCUCUACUCAUGUAAUCCAGUUUUAAUUUGCAUAUUAGUUUAGGCAUGGAAUGUACUGUAAUAUGCUUGAUUCAUGCUGGAUGUUCUGUCCUAUUAGAGUAUACAGCCUUAAUCUCUCUAUGUAUGAACAUGGAUAGUGCAAAUCCCCAUGACCACCAUUGGGCAAGUAAAAGUCCUUGAUUUCUCUCAUUCCUUUUGUUUCUCCAUAUUAUAAUAUGACAUAAUAUUGUCGAAACUUGGAAGGCUCUUAGGUGACAGACAUUCUUUUAGCUUGUAAUCUGAAAAGCUGUGUAGUCUGUGAUAGUAACCAAUUGAAGUGUAAUUACAUAUUUCUUUGUAUCGCCCUGUGUGAUAAUGUAACUUUUCGGUUUCCUGGAAAAAAAAUGAAAGUCUGGAUAUCCAUUAUAAAUCCCAUAUUAAUAUGACAUAAUAUUGUUGAAACUUGGAAGGCUCUUAGGUGACAGACAUUCUUUUAGCUUGUAAUCUGAAAAGCUGUGUAGUCUGUGAUAGUAACCAAUUGAAGUGUAAUUACAUAUUUCUUUGUAUCACCUUGUGUGAUAAUGCAACUUUUCGGUUUCCUGGAAAAAAAAUGAAAGAUACUUGAUAUGAUGUCAUUUACUUUCAUGAUUCAAUAUUGGGGUGGACUUUUAUAGCAUGAAACCACCUCUUCCACUUUGGCCAGGUCUGCUGAUUAAUGUCAAAAGAAAUGUUUUGGAAAUACUGAUUGUGUAAUUAUCCUUGUUUGAACUGAUUUGUUGUCUUUAAUGUUAGUUUUUUGUCACCUAUCACUUUCUUGCAGGAUAUUAGCAUUUUGACCACAUCAUCCAAUACGAAGUAGGAAGGAAGUCAGGCUAUUGACUAAUAGGAAUGGAGCUGAGUACCAUCAAAGGUGCAUUUGAUCGUGUUGCAAAGAAGCAAAAGUUUUGUUUUUCGAAUACCCAAGAGGUAAUCGAGACUUCUGUGGGAGAAAUUAAAUACACACUGGCAAAACUGCACACUCUCCAUGACCCUUCUCCAGCUGAUCUGAUAAACCUUAUGAAGGAGCUUUUCUAUGAAUUGACUCGUAUGGGCCCUCUUGAUCACUUAGCAGCUUGGCAUAAGGAUGUGAAUGGGGGAUUGAGCAAAUACGCUAAGCUUCUUGAGAAAUCAUUUAAUCCAGACAUAUCCAAGGCCUACAGAAAUGUUGACUUUGACAUGCACACGAUAAAUCAAAUCAUUGCUGGCCAUUUCUACCGACUGGGUCUGUUUGAUCUUGGGGAUUGUUUCAUAAAUGAAGCCAGAGAACCAGAGAGCAACUUCCUUAAAUCCCCGUUUUUGGAUAUGUAUCAGAUACUUGAGGCCAUGGGAGCUAGGAACCUUCAACCUGCCCUGAACUGGGCUGCCAUCAAUCGUGAGAAGCUUGUAAAAAAUGGUUCAAGUAUUGAGCUGAAACUUCAUCAGUUAGAGUUUCUGGAGAUACUGCAGAAAGGAAGCAGAGGAGAUGCUCUCAAGUAUGCUAGAACUUACCUUGCUCCUUUUGCCUCCCUGCGUAUGGUUGAGAUCCAGAAGUUCAUGGGCUGUCUAUUGUGGGCGGGAAGGCUUGACUGCUCCCCAUAUGCUGAGUUUUUGUCUCUAACCCAUUGGGAGAAGUUGGCAGAGGAGCUGACUCAGCAAUUCUGCAGUCUUCUGGGACAAUCCUAUGAGAGCCCUUUGAGUGUGGCAAUAGCAGCUGGGGUCCAAGGGUUGCCAACCCUGCUUAAGCUUGCAAAUGUGAUGUGGGCAAAGAAGCAGGAGUGGCAAGCGAUGAAGCAGUUGCCAGUGCCAGUGGAUUUGGGGAGGGAGUUCCAGUUUCACUCCAUCUUUGUCUGUCCAGUUUCCAAGGAUCAAGGUAGUGAAGAGAACCCACCCAUGCUGAUGCCCUGUGGACAUGUGCUCUGCAAACAGUCCAUCGUGAAAUUAUCUAAGAGUAGCACACGCACUUUCAAAUGUCCAUACUGUCCACUCGAGGCCACUGUUGCUCAGUGCAGGCAGCUUUAUUUUUGAUUGUGGUGUAUGAACUGCUUUCUCGUGUUUUCCCAUGACGAACUGAAAGCAUGUUGUGUGGGUGGCUGUGCCCGUGUAUUGGUGAUGUAGCUGCGGGUGUGGGUUUUUGGUUUUCAGUUGUAAAUAGACAUUCUUUUUAGAUUCAGAUGAGAAGUCCCCAGAUGCAUAUAUCAAGAUCUUCUCAACUUUUAAA